UUCAGUUAGGGCAUCCGCUAGGCGACAAGUGCAAUUCGGUUUGUUUUUCGGAAUUUAUUCGCUCUUCAUUUUUUUGGGGCGACAAAACUUUGGCGAAAUGGAUCAACGACAUGUGUGCGAGUUGCUGCUGAGUAGCAUGCAACUCACGUUGGUUAAAUGAUGACGACGACGACGACGACGACUAUGAAGCCGUUGAAGUCGUCGUCAUGGGCAUGGAAACGAAUGAAACGUGCCUUUUGGGGGAACUGAGGUUGGGUAUCAUAUUAAAGCGACGAUAACAUUGAGCUUGAUGGCUACUUUUGAUGGGAUUCGAUACGUUUUUAAAUGCGCAAAUAUUGCGACUUGUGUCCCAUUUGCAUUGACCGAGCAAGAGUUAUAGUUAUCAUAGCCCAAAAACAAAUAUAAAUCAACAAAAAAAAACAGAAAUUAAUGCUGCUGACCUUGCGACCGUUACUGAAUUCUGAUGUAGAAUCCACCCACCUUAAUAUAUAGUUCACUAUAUAAGCGACUGCCAGCACAGCAGCCAGUCACAUACCGUUAAUAUUCGUUGAGCGCGCAACAUGAAGACAUUUACAGGAAUAGUUAUGCUGAUGCUGCUACUGGCUGCAUGCAUCUCAGCCAUGCCACAACGUCGACAUCGCCAGCAGAAGAGUCAGCGACAAGUGGAGUUGGCAAGCACACCGUAUCCGGCAGCUGGCUUCCGGCCAAAAAUACCCUUCGAGCUACCCAGCGAGCAACAGCCUAAGGUGGAGGUGCCAACAACAGCGGCAACUUUCAAAAUUGCGGCAGAGGAAGCACCGAGCACUACCGAGUUGAUUGAACAGCAACCGGAGCAGGAGCCGACAGACGUGGAGGUCAAUCCGCGCACACCUGCAGCUACUUAUGGUGCACCCGAGCAGGCUGAUGACACUGUUGAGGUGGUGGGUGCACCGGCGCCAGCACAAGACUUUCAGCCGCCCGUACGCGAGGCUGUGGAGGAUUUUGCCGCUGUUGCCAUUGAUGGCGUUGCUGAUGAGCAGCAGCCUGUUGCUGAUUUGCCUGCCCUGGACAAGGUCGAGACACCGCUGAACAAUGAGGAUGAGCAGCAGACUGAAACUGACACUGAGGUCGCUGCCAAGACGGCGCAAGCAACACCUGCCAACACCUAUGGUGCGCCCAACACGCCCGCCGACAACUAUGGCCCACCAGAGCUCGAGGAGCCCAUCGACAACGAACUGGACGUGGAGGAGUCACAGGUGGAGUUGGUCGAGGAGGCCGAACAGGAGCUAAUCAACGAGGAGGAGGUUGCUGAUGCAGCUGCCCUUAACCUGAGCAGCGGUCGCUUGAUUCUGCUGCCCCUUAAUGCCGCCGGCACCCGAUUCGGACGACUCAUUCUGGCCGUGGAGCAGCCCAGGCAGCCCAAACAGCAACUUGGACGCCAACGCAUUCGUAGCGAACGUUUGCGACGCCGCAACUAAGCCAAAUCCAACAGUAAACUGUCUGAUUGACAAACAGGCAUUGAUAAUAAAUAUUUGGAUUAUCUUCCUCUAA
Drosophila grimshawi is the source of this 1530-nucleotide messenger RNA. RefSeq lists its product as uncharacterized. Lineage: Eukaryota; Metazoa; Arthropoda; Insecta; Diptera; Drosophilidae. The record is from RefSeq and is a predicted model, not a curated record. The transcript has a single exon. Bases 561 to 1457 code for a protein of 298 amino acids.